GUCACUUUCUAGACAAUUUGGUAGCAGCACAAGAAGGUUAUUCUUAGAUGAACCAGACGCAGAAUCCUUAAGGAAAAUUAAAGCUGCAUCUGAACGUGCUGCUGUUGCGAAGGGUGCAACUGGAGAAGCAGAAGUUAGAGUUGGAUUGGAUGAGAUGAACUUCGGUAAACUAUCACCAUAUGUUAAACCAUCUGGUUCUAUAUUGGGCUUGAGAGCUAGUGAUUUAAAACCUUCUAUGUUGUUUUCUAGAGGUUUCAAGCCAAAGGAAUUCUUCAAAUGGCUUCAAUGGAACCUCUACACGAGUUUACAGGAUUACCACCACCGCAUGCUUUUAUUCCAAAAAGGUGAAUGGCAGACUGAGAAGGAGGGUAUUCCAGGCUUGAAAUGGAUAGAGAGAAGGAAGGCAUCCAAUCAAUGGGCUAGCACAGUUGCUUUAGACAAGUACACUCAACUUCAGAAAGCCAUAACGAGCGGUGAUUUGAAAACUAUUAACAAAUUAGCCAUACACACUCUCAAAGAUAACUCAGAUUCUCAAGCAAAGACAGUAAAAAUCAAUCGCGAGAAGAAAUAUGACUGGAAACUUUUGAAAAUCAAUGAAACACCAUCCGUCAUGUCAGUUAGAACGACCAACGUAAUGCCAAUGUUACCAGAAUCAGCUGAAAAGCGUAUCUGUCAGGUAGUCGUAAAGUUUAACACUGUACAGACAUUAGGUCCAGAUCAUCAAAGUCAGAAUAUCGUCGAUUAUGUCAUGUUUGAAAAACCACUCUGGAUGCGUAAUGGUGAUUGGAAGAUGCGUGAUAAGGUCUAUGAAACACCAUACUUCCAAUAAAUUUAAUAGAUUUUGUACUUUUAUAGAAAUUUUUUGCAUUUUUUCACCCCUAUGACUGACAUCCAAGAUGGUUGAUCGUCGAAAUGAACAAAAUGGGUUUAAAUUGACUGAUCCCAGACCUAGACGUCGAGUGAAUGGUCAAAAUGAGUUUAAUAAUACACCAGUGGAUCCUCAAUCAGCAUUUAAUAUGGCAUUGCGUGAAAGCUGGGAAGCUGACAGCCACAUUGGUCUAUCCUUCGAUGAGCGAUUACAGAGGGACAGAUUGCGGAGACAAGCGGGAGAGGAUUUAUUGCGGGAUAUACAACGAAAGAGGAAUGAGAGUAAC
Messenger RNA from Wallemia mellicola CBS 633.66, 1154 nucleotides. RefSeq lists its product as hypothetical. Gene Ontology annotation, cellular component: mitochondrion; mitochondrial inner membrane. Gene Ontology annotation, biological process: protein insertion into mitochondrial inner membrane from matrix. The record is from RefSeq and is a predicted model, not a curated record. Lineage: Eukaryota; Fungi; Basidiomycota; Wallemiomycetes; Wallemiales; Wallemiaceae. The transcript is spliced from 5 exons. Bases 155 to 829 code for a protein of 224 amino acids.